GAUACUGAUUUUACUCAUAAGUCUGGCAACUCUCGAGCCUCUCACAUCAAAAUUUAUGAUUCUCCAAGUCAAAAAAUCUUUUCAAAAUUUUAAGUAAACAUGAGCUCCCCGAAUAAUAGUCCGAAUAGAAAAAUUGCGCUGCAAUGUGAGAGCAGGAUCAGUCUCCGACGCAGCGGUGGAACGCAAAACGAUCUCGUAAAUAAACUGGAGCAUUUGCGUCCGGGAUUCAGUCUCGGCGCGCCGGUACGCCGGUACCUUCCCGCCGUGUUCGGUGUGAUAGACGGCGGCACCCAUCCGCGCAGCAUCCUACGCGAUCAGACCCAUAAAACCGAUGCAACGGAGGUGAAGAACUUCCGGCAGGCCCAACCGCGACGCCAGUCCCGUGGCCGACAGCAGUUUCAAAUAGCCAAUCUUCCGGAGGAAAAUAUAGCAGAUGUGUCGGCACCCAGCUUUGAAAUGAAAAUGCCCUCUCAACGGUCCAAUAUGGCGGAGGCGCCGGUGGCCAGCGGCCACACGGUCGAGACCGUGUAUACGGAAAUUUUCGAUAGCUUUGCGGACCCCAGGGAUAUGAUGACGCCCGGCACGUCCUUACAGAUUAGAGACAAAUCCCUUAGCCAAAAGACUACCCACCGCAAGGUCACUACGCAUCGUGACUCCCACGGAAAUAUUACAAGUCGCAUUGAAGAGACGACCACAGUGUGCACUGCGCCCCGGGAUAGGCCACCGUCCAUCACACGGCGCAUUAACUUCUCCACAGAGGAUGUGUCUAAAAACGUGUCGGACGAAACGAUGCUCAUGCUCCACGAUGACUCUAGGCCAAGGACGCUUAUAGGUCAGAGGUACAUGCCCAGCCAGUAUCCGGAUGGGCAAGGACCUCUUCAAUAUCGCGAUCGCAGCUCACAGCGCGAGAAAUUGGAGGACGAACCAGCGCAUUCUUUCAAUGGCAUUUCGGGAGCUACUCGCCCAUGGCGAGCACCCAGGACUAUCGGGUUCCUGAAUGACCAGACAAUACCGUCUUAUAUGGCAUACACCACCGGCUUCUCUGACAGGGCACAACAGACGUGGCCCAGUGCCUACAGUGAACAGCAACGGCGAAAAAUGAGAUCCCAAGGAACGGCUCCGGACCGGACCAGUUUCCCGGACAGGUCACAACAGGACAGUCCAAGUGAAAACUUAGAAAGUGAUCACCGAAGAUUCCGAUCUCAAAGUCCAGAGGGCAGACGCAGUCAGUUUCAAGUGGACCUCAGUUCCGCGACACGCCAACGAAGCUUGUCGCAAGGCUCAAAUCCCAGAAGGCAGCAGAUAUCACAGCAGUCGCAGAAUAUAAACGAUAAUUCUGCUCCUCAAUUCAACGACAGUCCACCCAGAGGAGAGGUUUCGCCUUCUUCGAGAUCUCCAAAUGGCAACGCCCACCCCAAGUCAGUGUCUAGUGAAGCCGCCCCCUUUCGCAAUGAAGCCGGGUCGAUAAAACGGAGUAACGAUUCUGUAAAUAAGGGCCCAGUCCCAGUCACUGAUCAAAAUCUGGAUGAUGUAACCAUGCCGUCGUUUGGAGAAGCAGCAACUUCAUCCCACCGGCAUGUGACACUACCCAGCGAGGACUUACGCGAAGUGUCGGCUCGGGAGGUUAAAAUUAAAGGCUCUGAAAGAUCGCCUCAGAGGCUUUCAAUGCCCGCAGAGCAAAUAGGUGAUGAAUCGGCUCCUACCUUUGCAAGUUCAGAUCACAGAAAUACUUACAGUCAGAGGCGAUCAAUGCCUUCAAGCAACAUUAAUGAUGUUUCAGCCCCCACAUUUGACAGUACCGGUCGUGGAACUGCAUACAGUCAGAGGCAAUCCAUGCCAUCUCAAAACAUAUUUGAUGAAUCAGCACCCACAUUUGAGAGUACUGGUCGUGGAACUGCGUACAGUCAAAGGCAAUCUUUUCCUGCAAAUACUCAGAGGAAAUCCAUGCCUUCAGCAAACAUAUGGGAUGAAUCGGAACCUACUUUCGAAAGAACCAGUCUUGGAACUGCACACAGACAGAGGAAAACCUUGCCUUCAGGUACUCAUCGACGAUCUAUGCCUUCACAAAACAUAUGCCAUGACUCCUGUCCUAAAUUCAACUGUUCCGGUAUUGAACCUGUACCUACUCAGUGGCAAACCAUGCCUUUCCAAAACAUAAACGAUGAAUCAGAACCAACAUUUGAGGGAACCGGUCGUGGAACUGCAUACCGUAAGGGGUCAUCAAUGAGUGCAGCAGCUCAAACGAGAUCCAUGCCUUCUCAGAACAUAAACGAUGAAUCGGAACCGACAUUUGACAGUACCGGUCGUGGAACUGCAUACAGUCAGAGGCAAUCCAUGCCAUCCAAAAACAUAUUUGAUGAAUCAGCACCCAUAUUUGAGAGCACCGGUCGUGGAACUGCGUACACUCAAAGGCAAUCAGCUCAGACGAGAUCCAUGCCUUCUCAAAACAUAAACGAUGAAUCGGAACCGAAAUUUCACAGUACUGGUCGUGGAACUGCAUACAGUCAAAGACAAUCCAUGCCUUCUCAAAAUAUAAACGAUGAAUCGAAACCGUUAUUAGAAAGUACCGGUCGUGGAACUGCAUACAGUCAGAGGCAAUCCAUGCCAUCUCAAAACAUAUUUGAUGAAUCAGCACCCACAUUUGAGAGUACGGGUCGUGGAACUGCGUACAGUCAGCGGCAAUCCAUGGCCGCGUACAGUCAAAGACAAUCAAUGCCUUCUCAAAACAUCAACGAUGAAUCGGAACCCACAUUUGAGAGUACCGGUCGUGGAGCUUCAUACAGUCAAAGACAAUCCAUGCCUUCUCAAAACAUAAACGAUGAAUCGGAACCGAAAUUUCACAGUACCGGUCGUGGAACUGCAUACAGUCAAAGACAAUCCAUGCCUUCUCAAAAUAUUAACGAUGAAUCUGAACCCACAUUUGGGAGUACCGCUCGUGGAACUUCAUAUAGUCAGAGGCAAUCAAUGGGUGUAUCAGCUAAGCCGAGAUCCAUGCCUUCUCAAAACAUAAACGAUGAAUCGGAACCAACAUUUGACAGUACCGGCCGUGGAACUGCAUACAGUCAAAGACAAUCCAUGCCUUCUCAAAAUAUUAACGAUGAAUCUGAACCCACAUUUGGGAGUACCGCUCGUGGAACUUCAUAUAGUCAGAGGCAAUCAAUGGGUGUAUCAGCUAAGCCGAGAUCCAUGCCUUCUCAAAACAUAAACGAUGAAUCGGAACCAACAUUUGACAGUACCGGCCGUGGAACUGCAUACAGUCAAAGACAAUCCAUGCCUUCUCAAAAUAUUAACGAUGAAUCUGAACCCACAUUUGGGAGUACCGCUCGUGGAACUUCAUAUAGUCAGAGGCAAUCAAUGGGUGUAUCAGCUAAGCCGAGAUCCAUGCCUUCUCAAAACAUAAACGAUGAAUCGAAACCAUUAUUUGACAGUACCGGUCGUGGAACUGCAUACAGUCAGAGGCAAUCCAUGCCAUCUAAAAACAUAAUUGAUGAAUCAGCCCCUUCAUUUGAGAGCACCGGUCGUGGGACUGCGUACACUCAAAGGCAAUCUUUACCUGCACAAACUCAGAGGAAAUCCAUGACUUCAGCAAACAUAUGGGAUGAAUCGGAACCUACUUUCGAAAGUUCCAGUCCUGGAACUGCACUCAGACAGAGGAAAACCUUGCCUUUACGUACUCAGAGACAAUCGAUACCUUUAGAAAAUAUAUGCGCUGAAACCUGUCCUAAUUUCAACUGUUCCGUUGUUGAACCUUCAACUAUUCAGUGGCAGGCCAUGCCUUCCCAAAACAUAAACGAUGAAUCAGCACCAACAUUUGAGAGUACGGGUCGUGGAACUGGAUACAGUCAGAGGCAAUCCAUGGGUCCAGCAGCUCAGACAAGAUCCAUACCUUCUGAAAACAUAAACGAGGAAUCGGAACCGACAUUUGACAGUACAGGUCGUGGAACUGGGCACAGUCAAAGGCAACCCAUUGCUGAAUCAACUCAGAGGCAAUCCACGCUUUCGAAAAACCUAAACGAUGAAUCGGAACCGAUAUUUGAGAGUACUGGUCCUGAAACUGCAGACAGUCAAAGACAAACUAUGCCUUCUCAAAACAUAAACGAUGAAUCAGCACCCACAUUUGAGAGUACCGGUCGUGGAACUGGGCACAGUCAGAGGCAGCCCAUUGCUGAAUCAACUCAAAGGCAAUCGAAGCCUUUGCAAAACCUAAGCGAUGAAUCGGAACCAACAUUUGAGAGUACUGGUCCUGAAACUGCAGACAGUCAAAGACAAACUAGGCCUUCUCACAACAUAAACGAUGAAUCAGCACCCUUAUUUGAGAGUACGGGUCCUGUAACUGAAUACAGUCAGAGGCAAUCAAUGGGGCCAGCAGCUCAGACCAGAUCUAUGCCUUCUGAAAACAUAAACGAUGAAUCGGAGCCCACAUUUGACAGUACGGGUCGUGGAACUGCGUACAGUCAGAGGCAACCCAUGGGUGAAUCAACUCAGAGGCAAUCCACGUUCUCGAAAAACCUAAAAGAUGAAUCGGAACCGACAUUUGAGAGUACUGGUCCUGAAACUGCAGACAGUCAAAGACAAACUAUGCCUUCUCACAACAUAAACGAUGAAUCAGCACCCACAUUUGAGAGUACGGGUCCUGUAACUGAAUACAGUCAGAGGCAAUCAAUGGGGCCAGCAGCUCAGACGAGAUCCAUACCUUCUGAAAACAUAAACGAUGAAUCGGAGCCCACAUUUGACAGUACGGGUCGUGGAACUGCGUACAGUCAGAGGCAACCCAUUGGUGAAUCAACUCAGAGGCAAUCCUCGCUUUCAAAAAACCUAAACGAUGAAUCGGAACCGACAUUUGAGAGUACUGGUCCUGAAACUGCAGACAGUCAAAGACAAACUAUGCCUUCUCAAAACAUAAACGAUGAAUCAGCACCCACAUUUGAGAGUACCGGUCGUGGAACUGGGCACAGUCAGAGGCAACCCAUGGGAGAAUCAACUCAGAAGCAAUCCACGUUCUCGAAAAACCUAAACGAUGAAUCGGAACCGACAUUUGAGAGUACUGGUCCUGAAACUGCAGACAGUCAAAGACAAACUAUGCCUUCUCACAACAUAAACGAUGAAUCAGCACCCACAUUUGAGAGUACGGGUCCUGUAACUGAAUACAGUCAGAGGCAAUCAAUGGGGCCAGCAGCUCAGACGAGAUCCAUGCCUUCUGAAAACAUAAACAAUGAAUCUGCACCCACAUUUGAGGGUACCGGUCCUGGAACUGAAUAUAGUCAGGGGAAAUCCAUGCCCUCAGCAAAUAUAUGGGAUGAAUCGGAACCUAAUUUCAAAAGUUCCAGUCCUGGAAAUGCACUCGGUCAGAGGAAAACCUUGCCUUCAAGUACUCAGAGACAAUCGAAGCCUUCAGACAAUACAUGCGCUGAAUCCUGUCCGAAUGUCAACUGUUCCGUUGUUGAACCUUCAACUAUUCAGUGGCAGGCCAUGCCUUCCCAAAACAUAAACGAUGAAUCGGCUCCAACAUUUGAGAGUACGGGACCUGAAACUGCAGACAGUCAGAGACAAACUAUGCCUUCUGAAAACAUAAACGAUGAAUCGGAGCUCACAUUUGACAGUACGGGUCGUGGAACUGGGCACAGUCAAAGGCAACCCAUUGCUGAAUCAACUCAGAGGCAAUCCACGCUUUCGAAAAACCUAAACGAUGAAUCGGAACCGACAUUUGAGAGUACUGGUCCUGAAACUGCAGACAGUCAAAGACAAACUAUGCCUUCUCACAACAUAAACGAUGAAUCAGCACCCACAUUUGAGAGUACGGGUCCUGUAACUGAAUACAGUCAGAGGCAAUCAAUGGGGCCAGCAGCUCAGACCAGAUCUAUGCCUUCUGAAAACAUAAACGAUGAAUCGGAGCCCACAUUUGACAGUACGGGUCGUGGAACUGCGUACAGUCAGAGGCAACCCAUUGGUGAAUCAACUCAGAGGCAAUCCUCGCUUUCAAAAAACCUAAACGAUGAAUCGGAACCGACAUUUGAGAGUACUGGUCCUGAAACUGCAGACAGUCAAAGACAAACUAUGCCUUCUCAAAACAUAAACGAUGAAUCAGCACCCACAUUUGAGAGUACCGGUCGUGGAACUGGGCACAGUCAGAGGCAACCCAUGGGAGAAUCAACUCAGAAGCAAUCCACGUUCUCGAAAAACCUAAACGAUGAAUCGGAACCGACAUUUGAGAGUACUGGUCCUGAAACUGCAGACAGUCAAAGACAAACUAUGCCUUCUCACAACAUAAACGAUGAAUCAGCACCCACAUUUGAGAGUACGGGUCCUGUAACUGAAUACAGUCAGAGGCAAUCAAUGGGGCCAGCAGCUCAGACGAGAUCCAUGCCUUCUGAAAACAUAAACAAUGAAUCUGCACCCACAUUUGAGGGUACCGGUCCUGAAACUGAAUAUAGUCAGGGGAAAUCCAUGCCCUCAGCAAAUAUAUGGGAUGAAUCGGAACCUAAUUUCAAAAGUUCCAGUCCUGGAAAUGCACUCGGUCAGAGGAAAACCUUGCCUUCAAGUACUCAGAGACAAUCGAAGCCUUCAGACAAUACAUGCGCUGAAUCCUGUCCGAAUGUCAACUGUUCCGUUGUUGAACCUUCAACUAUUCAGUGGCAGGCCAUGCCUUCCCAAAACAUAAACGAUGAAUCGGCUCCAACAUUUGACAGUACGGGACCUGAAACUGCAGACAGUCAGAGACAAGCUAUGCCUUCUCAAAAUAUAAACGAUGUAUCACAACCCACAUUUGAGAGUACCGGUCCUGGAACUGAAUACAGUCAGAGGCAAUCAAUGGGUGCAGCACCUCACACGAGAUCCAUGCCUUCUAAAAACAUAAACGAUGAAUCGGAACCAACAUUUGAGAGAACCAGUCCUGGAACCGAAUACAGUCAGAGGCCAUCCAUGCCUUCUCAAAACAUAAACGAUGAAUCAGCACCCACAUUUGACAGUACCGGUCGUGGAACUGGGCACAGUCAGAGGCAACCCAUUGCUGAAUCAACUCAGAGGCAAUCCACGCUUUCGAAAAACCUAAACGAUGAAUCGGAACCGAUAUUUGAGAGUACUGGUCCUGAAACUGCAGACAGUAAAAGACAAACUAUGCCUUCUCACAACAUAAACGAUGAAUCAGCACCCACAUUUGAAAGUACCGGUCGUGGAACUGAAUACAGUCAGAGGAAAUCCAUAGCUUCAGAAAAAAAAAAACGCCAAAACAUGAACGAUGAAUCUGCACCCACUUUUGAGAGUACCGAUCCUGGAACUGAGCACAGUCAGAGACAAUCCAUGGCUGCAGCAGUUCAGAAGAGAUCCUUGCCUUCUGAAAACAUGAACGAUGAAUCGGAACCAAUAUUUGAGAGUACCGGUCCUGAAACUGCAAAAAGUCAAGGCCAAUCCAUGUCUUCUGAAAACAUAAAUGAUGAAUCGGCACCCUCAUUUGAGAGUACCGGUCGUGGCGCUGAGCACAGUGAGAGGCAAUCCAUGCCGUCCCAAAAUAUAGACGAUGAAUCAGCACCCACAUUUGAGAUUACCGGUCCUGGAACCGAAUAUAGUCCGGGGCCAUCCAUGCCUUCUCAAAACAUUAACGAUGAAUCAGCACCUACAUUUGACAGUACCGGUCGUGGACCUGAAUACAGUCAGAGGCAACCCAUGGCUGAAUCAACUCAGAGGCAAUCCACGCUUUCGAAAAACCUAAACGAUGAAUCGGAACCGAUAUUUGAGAGUACUGGUCCUGAAACUGCAGACAGUGAAAGACAAACUAUGCCUUCUCACAACAUAAACGAUGAAUCAGCACCCACAUUUGAGAGUACGGGUCCUGUAACUGAAUACAGUCAGAGGCAAUCAAUGGGGCCAGCAGCUCAGACGAGAUCCAUGCCUUCUGAAAACAUAAACAAUGAAUCUGCACCCACAUUUGAGGGUACCGGUCCUGGAACUGAAUAUAGUCAGGGGAAAUCCAUGCCCUCAGCAAAUAUAUGGGAUGAAUCGGAACCUAAUUUCAAAAGUUCCAGUCCUGGAAAUGCACUCGGUCAGAGGAAAACCUUGCCUUCAAGUACUCAGAGACAAUCGAAGCCUUCAGACAAUACAUGCGCUGAAUCCUGUCCGAAUGUCAACUGUUCCGUUGUUGAACCUUCAACUAUUCAGUGGCAGGCCAUGCCUUCCCAAAACAUAAACGAUGAAUCGGCUCCAACAUUUGAGAGUACGGGACCUGAAACUGCAGACAGUCAGAGACAAGCUAUGCCUUCUCAAAAUAUAAACGAUGUAUCACAACCCACAUUUGAGAGUACCGGUGAGACGAAUGAGAAAAUAGAAAUGGACGACGAGCGGAUGCCCGAAUAUGAUGAAGUGGGAGGCGUCAAAAGAAGAAAGAUCUCCAGAGGACAACAGGUGUCGAUGCCAUCGCAAAAUAUCCCGGCUCCACGGUUCAUGCCCUCGGGUGGUGAAGUUUCCGGAGCAGCUAGAAGCACCGCGAGACCGGAGGGUAUCAUGCCAUCGCGAAACACUUUUGAUAAGCCCGAUCCAUCCGAAGUAAGGUCCGAGACUACGCAAUCAUUUGUUAAAGUCGCGAGCUCUUCCAGGACGCCGACCAGUGUGCAGAGGGGGACUCUCUUGAACACCGCAGGAGUCAGAGGCAUUGAAAGAAGAGAUCUCCUUCCACCUGAGGCAGCCAAUGUUGUGAUGGCCGCAUACCCUACUGGACAUCGUGGAAUUGAAACAUAUGAGCGCAUCGAGGGUGUCUCUGAAGCCGCGCCAAUAUCCAUAUGUGCUGCCUUGAUUAAAGAGUGCAUGCAAAACCUGCCCAGGCAGGCGCCCCCAUCCAACAUAAGCGAAUUCAUCAAACUGGAAAACGGUUAUCAUAGUGGCGGCCAGGAAGUUGAUCCUCGCGUGUUUCAGAUGACCAAUGAGUGUGUGGCGAAUGAAACUAUCCAACCUUUGCCGUAUGUGUCGGAACAGCCUCCGUUAGGCGCCUAUCAGCAAACCGAGCAGCUCGGUAGACCGGUGUCACAGCGUGUCUCAUAUGCGUCUUUUUCCACGGGAAUUCUGGGUAAUGUAAAUACGCUAUCUCAUCCCUCCGAUACCGGAGGUAAUCAAUCGUGUAUGUGUGAUGGAAAGCGAGAGCAGUCACUGGGUCAGACCUGGACAGACAGGAUGGACCGCUCGACAACCAAUAAAAUAGAAGAUGUCAGUAUGAAAGCCUUCAACAACCUUUCUGUCACACCGCACCACCUAUUGCAAAUGCCCAAGACGUGUUUGGAUAUAGCCACCGAGACGCCACUCCAGCGGAGAAGUCAGUCGCUAGAGUACACACUUUCGGACAAUGACAGCGAAUCGGAUUUCCUUACAUGCAAAAGCUCUACUGACUUGCGACAGGAGGACAAAGGCGCUAUUCCCUGUGGUAUAUGCGAGAGAGUGCCCUCAGACCGCUACUUCCAGUCGAUGGAUGUUGGUCCCCAUGACCAAGUGGUGCAAGGGGUAACCGUAACGACAUCAAUGUCCAUAAUUUCGGGGACGCGAUUAAAUCAGGACCAGAGAAUGCGUGCGGAGGUUCAAAUGCCGAACUCAAUGACGAACUAUGAUUCAAUUAAUCAGGUCAUGCAGUCAACCGGCCACAAAAGCACUGGAACAACAACACAGAACAGCUAUUCCAUGGAACAGCAAAAUCAGAACCAAAAGAUGCGUGCUGAGGUUGAAAUGCUACAGAGCCGACGCAAGAAUGGAUAUUCCAACCGAAGCAUCAACGGAUUCGACUCAAUGAUCAACUAUGUUUCGUUCGAUCAGGUCAUGCAGUCAACCGGCCACCAGAGCGCCGGAACAACAACACAGAACAAUUGUUCAAUGGAACAGCAAAACUAUCAACCGAAUCAGCCCUGCCCUGGUUGUCCCACCGGAGCUUCCCACGCCAUGAAGAUCCAGAGAGCAUGGGAACAGGGUUUUAUCAUUUGUGGAAGCAGGCUUGGCACAUCACCCAUCACCAUCACCAAUUACCAUAGCACUGGAACAACAACGCAAAACGACCAUUCCAUGAAGAAAAGAGACUUUAACCCCACUAGAUUUGCAGCCGAAUGCGAUCAAAACAGCUAUAGCUCCGUGCAGGCGUGCACCUGCCAGCAGUCUCAAGGCGGGGGUUCGGACUUUGCCGUCGAACUCCCUUGCGGUUGUUCGCCGGAUUCGGAGUCCCAGUUCGAUUCGGAGACGGAAUGUAAUGCCGACGGCUUCACCGCCAGAUCGUCUAGUCCAGAUGAAGUAGAAGCCGGUCCCCAUUACGACGACUAUAAAGCCGUAGAGGAGUGCAAUGAUAACGACAACGAUGCCAGAUCGCCCGGAGCCUACCCAAACCCUUCCAAAGCCGUGCUGAACUCUGGUGCUAACAACUGCAACUGUCCACUGAAGUCAGAGGAUGACUCCAACGCCAGACCGUACCGUCCCCUUAGAGGAUCGCCUGGACCCUUUUUCUACGCAGUUCAAGACACUGGAAUGUGGGGGAUUACCAGCGCUUUUCUGCCGGAACCAGCGAUCGCCAUAUCGCCAUGUCUCAAUGGACCCUGUUCGUUAGAGUCGGAGCGCAAUGAUGACUACCAGUCUGCCCGAUCGUCCAUUUCCAAUGAAGAAGAUCGUGGCACCUAUCGGCCGCCCUGCUGGGUAUAUCCCUCACCGAUUCGGAUGCUUUUUGAUGGAUUGGUUCGACUUGGGGAAUCUCUUUAAACAAUAAAUUGUCUACAAUAAAUUGUAGACACGACAUGUUAA
Messenger RNA from Drosophila miranda, 10752 nucleotides. RefSeq names its product mucin-4. The record is from RefSeq and is a predicted model, not a curated record. The coding region runs from base 100 to 10710 and encodes 3536 amino acids. The transcript is spliced from 5 exons. Lineage: Eukaryota; Metazoa; Arthropoda; Insecta; Diptera; Drosophilidae.